Molecule: messenger RNA, 2847 nt
Organism: Danio aesculapii
Lineage: Eukaryota; Metazoa; Chordata; Actinopteri; Cypriniformes; Danionidae
Gene: dapk3
Product: death-associated protein kinase 3
Exons: 9
Coding region: 132-1493 (453 amino acids)
Biological process (GO): intracellular signal transduction; protein phosphorylation; positive regulation of apoptotic process
Cellular component (GO): nucleus; cytoplasm
Molecular function (GO): ATP binding; protein serine/threonine kinase activity
Source: RefSeq, a predicted model, not a curated record
AUCAUCCUGCGUUGGAGUGUCGUUGACGUCGCAGAAUUAGCCACGCCUCUCCACAGAGCAGCAACCGGAAAAUACCCAUUGGCUGAGGAAUGCGGCGACGUUAAGACUCAAUAAUUUGAAGUCAGCAAAUCAUGGCUGGCUUCAGGCAGGAGGAUGUGGAGAUCUUCUAUGAAAUGGGAGAAGAGUUAGGAAGUGGCCAGUUUGCCAUUGUGCGUAAAUGCAAAGAAAAGAGCAGCGGAUCUGAAUAUGCUGCCAAGUUUAUCAAGAAGAGACGUCUGUCCUCCAGCCGACGAGGCGUGAGCCGGGAGGAGAUCGAGCGAGAGGUGAACAUCCUCCGAGAGAUUCAGCACAGCAACAUCAUCACACUACACGACAUCUUUGAGAACAAGACCGAUGUGAUCCUGAUCCUGGAGCUGGUGUCUGGAGGAGAGCUCUUUGACUUCCUGGCUGAGAAGGAGUCGCUGACUGAGGAGGAGGCCACGCAGUUCCUCAAGCAGAUCCUGGAUGGAGUUCACUACCUGCACUCAAAACGCAUCGCUCACUUUGACUUGAAGCCUGAAAACAUAAUGCUGCUAGAUAAAAAUGUGCCGAACCCCAGAAUCAAGUUGAUCGAUUUUGGAAUUGCACAUCAGAUUAAGGAUGGAAAUGAAUUUAAAAACAUCUUUGGAACUCCGGAGUUUGUUGCACCGGAAAUUGUAAAUUAUGAACCCCUUGGGCUGGAGGCAGAUAUGUGGAGCAUUGGAGUAAUCACUUAUAUACUCCUGAGUGGCGCUUCUCCAUUUCUUGGUGAGACCAAACAAGAAACACUUACCAAUAUUUCAGCAGUCAACUAUGACUUUGACGAAGAGUACUUCAGCAACACAAGUGAACUCGCCAAGGACUUCAUUCGCCGUCUGCUCGUCAAGGAUCCCAAAAAAAGAAUGACAAUCGAGGACAGCCUGCAGCACUCAUGGAUCAAGGUCAUUAAGAGACGAAACGUUCGACCCGAAGAGAGCGAGCGCAAGUCUGAACGCAGGCGGCUGAAGACCACACGUCUCAAAGAGUACACCAUCAAAUCCCACUCCAGCAUGCCUCCCAACAACACCUACAUCAACUUCGAGCGCUUCUCCCAGGUCAUGGAGGAGAUUGCAGUGGCCGAAGAAGGUCUGCGAGAGCUGGAGAAAAACCAGCGGUCGUGCGGCGAGGAUGUGACCGCACUGCUUUCCAUCUACGAGGAGAAGGAAAGCUGGUAUAAAGAGGAGAACGAAAGCAUCGCCGCAGAUCUCAGUCAGAUCAAACAGGAGCUUCAGAAAACCCAAGCCCUGCGCAGACAGAGCCAAGAAGAGGCUCGUGCUGCCAUGCUCUCAGCCAAUACCCUCAAACGCAAAUUCGGCCGACUGGAGAACCGAUAUGAAGUUCUGGCUGAGCAGAUGGGCUCCGAGGUGCGCUGGGUAGAGGAGCUAGUGCGCACCAUUUCAGCUGAAAACCACACUCGCAGCACCAGCAUGGCUUGAGGUUUGCUUUCUCAAUCUAAUAAUGACUAUCUACUGUCUUUGCUUGGUGUGUGCAGAGAUAUAGUGUGUUAAAAGAUUAGUUCACAACCAGAAUUGACAUUUUUUCCAGUAAUUUGCUUGCCCCUUUUCAUCGUAGAUGUUACCUGAAGAAAAUAUCAGAUUUAUUUGUUUAAAACUAUAUCAUCUAAGAAAAUGACUGAUCGUUUAGCUUAUUUCCUGUCUCUGGAAUCCUUAGAAGCUGUAUUAAAACUGCAGGUUGGACAUUGAAUCCACUGAGUACAAUAGUAAUCCUAUAUAUUGAGGAAAAACUUCACAUUUUCCUCAAAAACCUUCAAUAAUUUUCAAUUAAAAUAAGGAAGAAGAAGGGGAGCAAGUAAAUUACGAGGAAACUUUCAUUCAGAAAGUGAACUAAACUUUAAAUAUUGCGUUAAGCUUCAUGUGAUCCUGUAGGGUUCGUGUUACUCUUAGAACAAAUGCUCGAGCGGUUAAAAAAAAGUUCAUCUAAAGGUGAGCAUGUAUUAAGAAUGAGCUGUUCGCUUGUGCAAUAUACAGUAGUAUCAGUUUGUUGCAGCUGAAGUGAACAUUUAGCUUGUGUACUCGCAGCCUCAAAAUUAUACAUGCUGGUUUAGUCUAUUUAAAAAAAGAGUUAUUAAAGACUUGAGAAUCAAUUACAGCACUCAAAGCAAACGAUAUCAAUGUACAUUGCAACUAAUGCACUACACAAUCCUCUAUGAGGAAUUUUAAGAUGCCAAUUGAUUUGUGGUGCUGCAUGUCUGCUUUCCUAUGCAAAUCAGAUCCUUAUUUUAUGAUGUGAGAUAAAUUAAAUUACUCUUAAAACAUAUAAUGGUCCUAAAUGCUGUCUUCGGAUGAGCUGUAGAGAUAUAUAUAGUACUUGGAAAGCUGCUUCAGUUUAAAGGAAUAGAUCACCUCAAUUUGUAUCAUUUAUUCACUCAGUUCUUUCCAAACCAGUGUGACUUACUUUCAUAUAUUGAAUGUUAAAGUAAAAAUAAUUUUGGACUUUCAUAGUAUGUACAAAACAGUUUGCGGUUUGCUAAACAAAGAAAGUCAUACAGGUUGGGAAAUGACACAAGGGCAAGUAAAUGAUGAUGGACUUUUUUGUUUUUUGGGCGACCGUCUUUAUUUUCUUUUGCAUAAGACGCACUUCAAACAUUCCAUUUUUUUGUGUGUGACAUUCCAUAUGUAAAUGAGCAUCAUUAUCUCUCAGGAAAUAAUUGUGCUCAUUAAAGUCAUAGCAAUAUCUGUUUGCUUACAGUACUGUAUCCAUUAUUGUGUCGUUUUAUUACGUUUAUAUAAACAUACGAAAAACCCAUUCAAAUAAAAGUACUGAAGAAGA